ACUGACAACACUUUUCGUGAAACGCUGCCCGAGGUGCCUGGUCUGUUCCUGCUUUGAACUAGAUUAAUUUUUACCUCCAUCUGUCCAUAUUCGAACUAACUCGGGACCCUGAUGAUCAUGGGUAGACUAGGUGGUGCGGUGUGUUGGAUCGCAAUGGCCUUGCUAUGGAUAUGUAUCAUAAUGGUAGCGGGAUUGACAUCUGGAGUGGAGACCGCAUCUGCCGGAAGUCAAACAGGAGGUCGAGUGAAGCUUGCAGACGGUGAAUCGUUCCUGAUCGAAUCACCGAAGAAUAGAUGGGGAGAUUAUGAUAGCGGCCAGGACGUACUGUGGAGGGUUAAAGCACCUGAUUCGUGUCAAAUUCUCAUCCAAUUCGAAUACUUCUCUACCUUGCUUAAUAGUGAUUAUGUAUUUAUUGGAAAUGGAACAAAGAAAUCAGAUAACCCGAUCUGGGCAUUAUCUGGAUAUACCACCCCUUCGCUAAUCAGAAUGGAAUAUUCCACCAUAUGGAUUAGGUUUUAUUCAAGACACUUCGGACGACGCGGAUUCGGAGCGCACAUCAACGCUACAUGCAAUCAAGAUGAUGCACAUGUGGACACACUUGGUUCUGGAUAUAAGGCAUCGGUAGGGGAGACGUACCAGAUCUCUUCACCCAACUAUCCAAAUGCCUAUUCACCGGAUACUCGGUUGGUUUGGGGUUUCGAUUUACCCGAACCUAGAAAUUGCAGAAUCUAUGUCACCUUUCUUGAUUUUGAAACCGACCAAGAUAUUGACCAGGUGAUACUUGGUACUCUAGGUACCCUAGGUGGUGUCGCCAAGGAAAUCUUCUCUGGUGACAGUGUACCCUUAAACCAAGCUAUCCUUGUGCAACCUGAAUCAUACUCAACCAAAUAUGCCUAUGUUCAAUUCGCAUCAGAUGAAAUAGCUUCAAUGGCCCGCGGUUUCAUGGCGAACGUCACUGUAGACUGCCAGCCAGGAUUCCACGUGGAGCUCGAUGUCAACGAGACAUAUCGUGUGAAGCAAUUUGAUUAUCCUCGCUAUUACCAGAUUAAUACUGAUGAAGCCUGGGUAAUUGAGGUACCACAGGACUGUGAUAUCAGCGUAGAGGUCGCUCGAUUUGAUACACAAACCAACCAAGAUGGGCUACAUAUAGGAACAGGAUCCAAUAUAUCUACAAACGAAAUGCUGUUCUUAACUGGGGACACAGUACCAAGAUUCAUUGAUAUACCAUCGAAUAUUGCUUGGUUGAGGUUCCUAUCGGAUGACGAUGAUAGCUCUCGUCACCCUGGAUUUGAUGUUCACGUGACACCUACCUGUAAACCUACAAAUGGUGCAGUUGCACAUCAUUUCGACACGAGAGGAAGUGCUGUAGCCUUGCACAACGGAGAUGUGUAUUCCAUUUCGUCACCUCACUAUCCAUCUGACUACGGAUUAGAUCAGUAUUUAGUCUGGCUAUUUCGAAUACCAGGGGACUGUCAGCUUCGUAUCGUCUUUAAUGAUUUCCUGACUGAGGGCCUUUUUGACAAGCUCAGCAUUCGUACAACAGACUCUUUGUUGCAUGAGUUCUACGGUGAGAUGAUGCCAGGCACAGUCACUGUGAAUUCAACUGUCACCAUUAUUAAAUUUCGCAGCGAUAGAAGUGCGGUAGCACGAGGAUUUCAAGCUGACCUAACACCGGUGUGUGCCGUCACUCCACCAUCUCGCAAUGCAACAGUUGCUCCAGUUAUUGAACCUAUUGAGCCUCUAAUUAUCAGACGGGGAAAAACAAUUAGAGUCACAUGUACCGCCAAGUAUGGUGACCUCCCUAUUUACUUCCGGUGGUUCAAAGAUGGCAGGGCUAUUUCUCAUGGGAUUGGGGUUGACUUCAUGAAUGGCAGCUUUUCAAACUCUAUGAUGAUAGCCGAUAUGUAUUCGGUACAUGAUGGCCAAUAUACGUGUGAAGCAAGUAAUUCAGCAGGUGUCGCCAUCUACGGAACAUCACUGACAGUAGAAGAGCAUGUUUUAGAACUAGGAGGAGACGAAACGAUACAGGUCAGGUCACCUAUGUAUAGAUGGUAUGCGGCCAGACAUGUAGAAGGCUUCUAUACCUGGGUAAUUAAUGCUCCCGAAAACUGCACAGUUCUGGUAAAACUUGAACAACUCGAUACACUUGAUGGUAAGGAGUCCCUUGAGAUCGGGACUGGGUACAACACAUCGAAUAAUAAGAUCUGGUCAUUAGAUGGAAUAAUCCCAUUGUACUUCAAUAUCAACUCAAGCGUCGUAUGGCUGUGGUUCAAGUCAGAAACUCACGAGAGCCCUCGGUCACAUGGAUUUAUUGCGUCAGUAUCAUCAGUAUGUGAUCAAGCGGGUAAUGAGCAUUACAUCGACACAAGAGGUUCUGGUGUAUUAUUAUCACACGGGGAAUCCUUCACCAUAGCUUCGCCUAACUUCCCUGAGAACUUUCCUUCAUAUAAAUCUGUGAAUUGGCUUUUCAACCUCCCAGAAGAAGGUUGUCAGCUUACUAUUGAUUUGAAGAAUUUUACAACAAGAUCGGAAUAUGAAGUUCUAAAUAUCAGUUCAACUGCCGGAUUAGAGGGACCACGCUUGCAACAAAUGAUUUUGUAUGGUGACCUCACAAUAGAACCAAUUAAGAUCACAACGAGUUCUUCCCUCAUCCGAUUCAAGAAUUCGUUAUCUAUUGGCCCUGACGUCAGAAGGGGAUUUAAAGCUGUACUACACGCUGACUGUGAGACAGAUACAACCCAUCCGAUUAUUGAUGCAGUUGGUUCUAAUGUAUCAUUGGCCAGCGGAGAUACAUAUUAUAUAUCUUCUCUCAACUAUCCAUAUGCAAACUAUCCAAGAGAUCAAGAGGUAAUUUGGCGAUUCUUUCUACAAAAACCAACCUGUCAGCUGAUGAUUUCAUUCAAGGACUUUGAACUAUAUCGACACAUUCAUAAGCUUUCUAUCAGCAGUACAUCGGAGCCACGUGAUACCCUCAUCGAGCUUACUGCCGACGACUCACCGGGUAAUAUCACAUUAACAUCUGAUUACGUCAUCAUCCAUUUCGAAGCGAGUUCUUUUGAAGGAGAACGGGGGUUUAUGGCAUUGGUUUCUAGUCUCUGUAUACCAGAUGCGACGCCUGAACCUCUCAUAGAUGCAGAAGGUGGUAGCUUUAAUCUAUCUGAUGGUCAGAUGUUUUCCAUAUCAUCACCCAACUACCCUUAUGGGAGAUAUCCAGAAAGACAGGACAUCACGUGGUCCUUCUAUCUUCCACAUCAAAACUGUCGAUUAAACAUCACAUUCCAAGAUUUCCAUACCGAAAGUGGGUAUGACAAGGUCUACAUCCGGUGGCAGAACACAGAAAAAGUGUACUCCGGUGACGUCAUUCCAGAUCCCGUCUACGUCACAUCGGACUAUAUCGUUAUUCGCUUUACCAGUGAUUUUCUCACUGGGUUCGAUGGGUUUGGAGCGAACCUUGUUGCAGACUGCCAAGAAGAAGUUGAAAUGGUUGAAGAGCAAUCUACAUGCAGCCCGGAUCAAUUCACCUGUCUAUCGGGAAACACAACGUGUAUUCCUAUUGAAAGUCGAUGUGAUGGUUCACCACAAUGUGAAGAUCAAAGCGAUGAAUUACACUGUGAAAUUGAAAUUGUUGAAGAGCAGUCUACAUGCAGCCCCGAUCAAUUCACCUGUCUAUCGGGAAACACAAUGUGUAUUCCUAUUGAAAGUCGAUGUGAUGGCUCCCCAGAAUGUGUAGAUCAAAGCGACGAAUUUGACUGUGAUGCAUUCUGUGCAUUCGCCAAGUGCAUACUGGGGAAGCAUGGAGAAGAAGAUCCUGAGUGUCAGGGCCAGGCGCAGCCUAAUUGCUUCACGCCACUGCUCACAGGAACUGAGGGAAGCUACAAGAUGUUCCAGCAUUGUAGCAAACUGUUGACAUGGAAUGAUAUGACCAUGGAUCAGUCUUGGGGAGCCUGUCUUCUACAGGAGGCUAAAAAGUGCACUCGUGCUGACCAAGUCAAAGGCUUUUGUCAGGACGAAAAGUCCAAUGAUAAUUAUAAAGGAAGGUAA
This is a messenger RNA of Lytechinus pictus (painted urchin), 4041 nucleotides long. RefSeq names its product CUB and sushi domain-containing protein 1-like. The coding region runs from base 112 to 4041 and encodes 1309 amino acids. The record is from RefSeq and is a predicted model, not a curated record. Gene Ontology annotation, molecular function: protein binding. Lineage: Eukaryota; Metazoa; Echinodermata; Echinoidea; Temnopleuroida; Toxopneustidae. The transcript has 28 exons.